Messenger RNA from Alligator sinensis (Chinese alligator), 4244 nucleotides. It is a transcript of the gene TWF1, whose product is annotated as twinfilin actin binding protein 1. The coding region runs from base 1 to 1101 and encodes 366 amino acids. The record is from RefSeq and is a predicted model, not a curated record. Gene Ontology annotation, cellular component: myofibril; cytoplasm; actin filament. The transcript is spliced from 10 exons. Lineage: Eukaryota; Metazoa; Chordata; Crocodylia; Alligatoridae. Gene Ontology annotation, molecular function: actin filament binding; actin monomer binding. Gene Ontology annotation, biological process: positive regulation of neuron projection development; barbed-end actin filament capping; actin filament depolymerization.
AUGAAUGCCCAGCAAACAGACAGCCAAGCCCCUUGCUGCCCUGCAAAGCCCAAAAUCUGUGGGCAUGACAAAGCUAGUGGAGAUGUUAAAGAAACCUUUGCCAGAGCAAGAAAUGGACAAUACAGGCUUUUAAAAAUAGUUAUUGAAAAUGAGCAGCUUGUUGUGGGAUCUGCUAGGCAGUCUACUGAAUCAUGGGAAAAGGAGUACGAUUCCUUUGUUCUUCCUCUUCUUGAAGACAAGCAACCAUGUUAUAUAUUAUACAGAUUAGAUUCUCAGAAUGCUCAAGGAUAUGAAUGGAUCUUCAUUGCAUGGUCACCAGAUCACUCUCAUGUUCGUCCAAAAAUGUUGUAUGCAGCAACACGGGCAACACUGAAAAAAGAAUUUGGAGGUGGACAUAUUAAAGAUGAACUUUUUGGAACAAUAAAGGAUGAUGUUUCACUGAAUGGCUACAGAAAGUAUUUGCUAUCACAGUCAUUCCCUGCACCUCUGACUGCAGCAGAAGAGGAGCUUCAGCGGAUUAAGAUUAAUGAGGUACAAACAGAUGUUGGUAUAGAUUCCAAACAUCAGACUCUGCAAGGGGUAGCAUUCCCAAUAGCUAAAGAAGCUCUCCAGGCUUUGGAAAAACUGAAGAAUAAGCAGAUCAACUAUGUGCAACUGCAAAUUGAUAUAAAAAAUGAAACCAUUGUUUUGGCCAGCACGCUUCAUACUGAACUUAAUGAUUUGCCAAACAGAAUUCCAAAGGAUUCUGCGCGCUAUCAUUUUUUCCUCUAUAAGCAUUCCCAUGAUGGAGACUAUUUGGAAUCCAUAGUUUUUAUCUACUCUAUGCCUGGGUAUAUGUGCAGUAUACGAGAACGGAUGCUCUACUCAAGUUGCAAGAACCCACUUUUAGAAAUUGUAGAAAGUCAGUUGUGGAUGCAGAUUAUCAGGAAGAUUGAAAUUGAUAAUGGUGAUGAGUUAACUCCUGAGUUCCUUUAUGAAGAGGUUCACCCAAAACAACAUGGCCACAAACAAAGCUUUCCUAAACCAAAAGGGCCUGCAGGAAAAAGGGGGAUCCGAAGACUAAUUAGGGGUCCAGCAGAAACUGAAACACCUACUGACUGAAGUUUGUUCUCAUGGAGGUAAUAAGGCAUUACUGUAAGAGCUCAAAAAUUCCACUUCACUAAUGAAUUGAAAUUUUCACAUUGAUCUACACUAGUAAAUACAGCUUUUUUCUCCCAAAGCACCACUUAUCUCACUUUAGAAUCUAUACUGUUCAUAGGCUGUGGAACAGUUGUUCAUUAUCAGUUCAAAACUAUUAUUUUAAAUUUGAGCUCAUUGUUUAAUAGCUAUACACUUUAUUAUCUCUCUCUCUCUCUCAAUCUCUAUCCUGAAUAUUGUUUCCACUUACACUGCGAUGAGUUUCAUACUGUUGAAUUAAAGGUAACUGUGGGUAUGGAUUUCCAAAUCUUUACUUUUACAAGUAGCUCACUGAAACAAGUGAAGACUAUAUGAGAAGGUUUGCAGGACUACACUUGACUGUCAUCAUCCCAAAUAAUUAUUUAUUUUUUCCUUUAACUAUCAGAAAACAAAAAAAAUGUAUUUACUGUCUGCCUGUUUUUGAGGAUUUUUAGAUGAGAUUGAAUGAGAAUCUAUUCUAUUUUGGAAUAAGAAUCUAUUGUAUUUUGAUGCUGAUGUUCAGGAAUAGCCAGAUUAUUUUUUUCACAGAAAUGAUUGGCUGCUCCCAAUUAAUUUCUAAUAUUGUGCAAUUACAUAAUCUUAGAGAAGUUUGAAAGAGAGAGCACUAAAAUCCUUCUUAUUUUUAUACCACUAAUAAAGCUUGUAUGUUAAGUACUGUAUGAUCAUGUAAAACAUCACAAAUUUGCACGUCUGUACAUUUUAGUGGAUUAUGAAGCUGCUAUAAAAGCACAAAAUGUUUUCAGUCAUGCUGUUAAACUAGAUUACGUGUACAGUCUGACUCAAAAGUUUAAGCUUAGUAAACACUGAAAUAGUAUUACCUCAUGAUACUGAAUCAGUUCUUUGAGUGCAAAUUGAUCAGUUGAUUGCAAACUGUUUCCCAGUGCUUAUGCAGUUCCUACUGCAGUGAUGAUAAAAAUGUUCUGAAGGUAAUUUUGAAACGUCCAACUUGAUCUGUUUAAGGAAAAAAAAAACACAAAAAAACUGUUGGCAGAACCUGAUUAGUCUUCCAGUCUUUUUUUCUAAAUGAACUGUUAAAGGAGAGUCUAAAGUUUGUUCGUACAGAUGUAAUCUAUUUAGCAGUAAAACUAAGUAUAAACAUUUUAUAAAAGGAAGGGAAACAGUGGUGUUAGACAUGAGUUAGUAAGUAAGCUUCAGUGAUUUAAAAUAUGCUUCAAUGGGACAAGUAAUCUAGGGGAUAAGGUAUAUCCCCAACCAGUGGGAACACUUUUUUGUGUUUUGAGCUUUUUUUGAAGAGCUAAGUGGAUUUCAGGUCUUUUAUCAUUUCAUAGUGUAGCAUAACCAACAUCUUUACUAUACAUAUAUGUCUAUACACAUAUGUAUAACAUAGGUGGGUUAUGCACAUAACAUACCUAUGUCACACAUUCUUACACAGUGGGGAAAGUAUUUUAAUUUAAUUUUCUAGGGUGGACACAUUGAUAUAACUACUUCCUAGUAUAUUUACUUUAGCUGCAACUGUUAUUUUCAUUGGAAUCAGUGACUAGUUACUGAACCUGUUGGGACUUCACUGGACAAUUCAAAGAUUGCAAUAGAGUAUUUUAACAUCUAUUUUAUUAAAAUAGAAAUGUUUUACUUCAGUUGUCUUUUUUUUACACCUUUAUACAUUUGUUUCAGUGCUGCCAUGUACUUCUCUGACCAUCAGUUAAUUCCCCUCCUUCCUUUCAUAGUGAGUUUUUGUGUGACUCUCUAGGCUUUUCCAAAGUAAAUUUAGAUCAGGAAGUAUUUUUUUUUCUUUUGGAAUUUAUUUUUUGUUCCUUACACUCAUCUAUCAGAUGUCUUGCUCUUUAAUUAAAACACAGGGUAUGUAUAACAUUAAGUACUAUAGAAAACAACUGUGAUCUCCUGAACUACACUUUUUGUAGAUGUGAUCCACUUCUUAGUAUACCUAGAGGAGCAAAAACUAAGCCCCUUUUCCAGUUUUGUGUCAAGAAAUUUAGAACUGGUUAAACUGAUAUUCUUUCUCUCCUGCACCAGAAAAAAACCAUGCAGGCUUCUCCUCCACCUCCUUGUCACAAGCUCUAUAUCUAUAAAGAAUGUUUUACACUUUCUGGAGGAUGGGUUGGAAAGAUUUGGACCCUUUUCUAAAUCAUCAAGCAGCUGCUGUUGGGGGAGGGAGAUGUAUCAGAUCUCUUCCCCAGUUGCUUAAUGAGCUGUUUUGGAGCUCAACCAAAAACAAACAUCAACCUGUUGCUUUUUUAAAUUUUCUUUAAAAUACUGACUGACAGUCACCAUGUUCUGUAGAGGUCCCUCUGAGCUUGCAGCAUGGAGUGUGACUGAUUACUUUCCCACCAUACCCUACCCCUAAAAGAUGAGACCACAGCCUUUAUUAAAGAUUCCCCUGGAACAGAAAACAGCCAAAACAUGGAGUUAGUUGAAUAGAACCUUACAGUACACAUACCAAAUGAUUCAUUCCAGCUACAUUAAUUUGACCUAUCAUAGACCAUUUCUAGAGGAAAAGAGGGAGAAGUAUCUUAUUCAACUUCUAUCAUGGUUGUAUCUGAAUAAGUACCCACCUUGUAAUACUAUACAGGCACAUAAUUGCUAGUGAAUACUUAGCAAAACACAAAAUAAGAGCAUUAAUAGAAGCUAGGAUUGAGGUUCCUUGAAAUGUUAUUUGGUUUAAACACUCCAUUCUUAAGUGCUGUUUGAAUUAAUAAAGCAUACGGGGAAAGAUGAAGCUGCUAACAAUGCAUGUCAGAAAUUUAACAUGCAAGUCAAAAACUCUACCUUACUUAUAUUUAUUUCAACGAUUCAGAUGACAAGUACAGAGAGAAUUAUUUUUGAAUCGCCCACUUAUGAAAGGUAACAAUGAGGAAAAGAAGGUCUUUUAAAAUAAUAGUUCGACUCCUGUUGGAGAGAGAACUAAUCAAGCUAUUAAUUCCACUACCAUUGAGAUAGUUAAUGCACUUACAAGUGAUGACAGACUAUAGAAACCUCUGCCUCUGAUCUAUAUGUACUGAAUGUAAAACACCUUCAAAUGCUUCAGAUAAAACUGUACUUUAAUUUCUGUUUUGCAAUUUCACUUUAUAAAUAAAGACUGAAGUUUAUAA